CGAUUUACCCUAGAGAUUAACGAACCUCUCUCAUCUUCUCCGCCGAAAGCUUGAAGCUCCUCCAAUGGCGAUUUUGGCCUGAAGAAUUGGAGAUUUGUUCUUACUCUACGACAUCGUCGGACGCUCUUCUUCUUCUUCCACCAUCAAUUUCAUCAACAUCUCACGUUUCUAAGAAGGUAUGUCUGAGGAGUUACCAAAGCGGUUGUUUAAGCCGGGUGAAGAGACCGAAGUGCAUCAGAUCAAUAACAACUGCAAGAUGGUACGCUAUUUCAAAAGAUUGAUGGAGUGGUUGCCAAAGGAGUUGGAGACAGUGAAGAAAGAUCCUGUUUUUGCUCAGAUUUUUAAGCUGUUCGAUAAUGGUUUGGGAUUCUCGGCGAGAGUGAUACACGGCUUCUUGUGUAGGGAGCUGUUGACUUACAAAGAUCAUGAGCUCUGGUUUGUCUUUGCGAGAAGACCUCUCCGAUUUUCAUUGCUUGAGUUCCACGCAGUUACCGGGCUUCAGUGCGAUACUAGUCUCUCACUUAAGGAGUUGGUUGACUGGGAUGAUGAUGGUGGUUUCUGGAGCUUAGUGAUCAGGACAAAUAAGGGGAUUUCUAUUUUCGAGCUGUGGGAACAUCACAGGGCAGCUGUUAAGAAGUGGAGUAAUGCUGAUCGAAUCAGGCUGGUGUAUCUUUGCAUCAUUGUUUGUAUGGUUUGCGGGAGAGAUGAGAAGGCACCUAUCCCCAUCAAGUACGUGAAGUUGGUGAUGGAUCUUGAGCAGGUUCGAAACUACCCUUGGGGAGUUGCUUCUUUUGACCUUCUAUGCGAGUCAAUAGCUGAAAAACGAGAUAAACUGAAGGAGAAUCCAAAGAGUUACGUGUUAGAUGGCUUCACCUACGGUCUUCAGAUAUGGGCUAUGGAAGCAAUACCAAAGCUUGGAAAGCUCUGUGGAAGAAAACUGAACAAAAGUUUUAAGAACGGUCCUAGAUGUGUAAACUGGAUGGGAGCUGCAAAGAUUUCGUACGAGGAGCUCAACAAGUUGGAGAACAUCUUAACACCCAAGGAUGACAUAUAUCCAUACAUCUCGUGGACNGGGAAUUAUACAGUGUGUGAAAGUCUUCAAUUUAGCAGACGAGAUGAGGUGGAGGAUGAUAGAGUCAAGCUUCUCAUGCAGAUGAUAAUGAAGCAGUUUGACUUCAGUGGUCAUAAUUGGGAGUACGAAGAGACACCGGUCUUUUCUUUUGGGGUUGAUAACAAAGAAGGUGAGAAGGAGAAAGUAGCUACGCAUGAGGGAGAAGGUGGGAGUGAUGAAGAGCCUAACGACAAGGAUGGUGAAGGUGGGAGCGAUGAAGCAAGUGGGAGCGAUGAGGAGUUUCAAACUCCAAAAGGAUCAGCAACCAUAAGGGCGAGAGAUACAAAGGGAAAGAAGAGGCUCCCUGAUCGUGGAAUGGAAAAAAGGAAGCAUAAGGUCCUACAUACUAGACCACAACAGGCGCCCUUUGAUGAAGAUAUGAAGACUUUUGUGACGCAGUUGUUUCAGCAAGGUUUUGCUGCGAUGGAAGAGAGGCUAGAGAAAAAGAUGGAUGAAAAAUUUGAGGGAGUGCAGUCUGAGCUUAAAAAUUCCCGUGGGGAUUCAACCGUCCAAGCUGAGCAUGGAGAUCCAUCUGCGAGCAAGACAGCGCCUAGCCACCCAUCGCCUAGCAAGCUAGCGCCUAGCAAGCCAGCGCAUAGCAACCCAUCGCCUAGGAAGCCAUCUCCUACGAAGCCAUCGCCUAGCAAGCCAUCUCCGAGGAGGUCCAAACGCUUGGUAAACAACCACUAGUCUUCAUAACUCUCUGCAAUGUGUCUUAACUUCUUUUAGUGUUAGUUUCAUGUGUUUAUCGGUCUUGUGAUGUGUUUUGCAUUGUCUCGUUUUGGAAGUGUGUUUGGUUUGUAAUUGUUGUUCAAAAUCAGGCUUAAUUAUGUAUCUGCAUUAUGAUGUGUGUUUUGUUAU
Molecule: messenger RNA, 1972 nt
Organism: Brassica oleracea var. oleracea
Lineage: Eukaryota; Viridiplantae; Streptophyta; Magnoliopsida; Brassicales; Brassicaceae
Exons: 5
Coding region: 179-1801 (540 amino acids)
Source: RefSeq, a predicted model, not a curated record